AUGACUGAGCUCGGAGACCAAUUCCUAGAAUGGGUCCAAAAAUCGAUUCACGCCCUGGGAGGACUCUGUGAUUGCCUAACUCGGAAUCCUACCACUGUGGCUCCUGGUGGGAUUUCCUAUGUGGCUACAUCCUACGAAGGAUUGGAAUAUCUUGUUAACGUGCAACUUCGCGAUUUGAAUAUCGAUCCCUUUGAGCUCACGGGUAUUCUUCCUUGCCCUCCGCUGCAGGAAGGAGUCUUGCAAAGCUCCUAUGGAUACGAAGCCGCCUGGAUAUGGAAAUUUUAUCAUCCUGUAGUUGGAGUACACAAAACCUUUUCUACGAUACUUGCCGCGCACCCCAUGUAUUGUGGCGAUGUCAUGCAGAAUGUGCCGCAAUUCAGUGAUGUUGUCAGGCAUAUCAAGAGGCGACCUAUGUCUGAGACACGAACAUUUUGGACUCCUUUUCUACACGGAGUAGAGCCAUGUCAGAUUCCCGUAUCCAAGUUGUGCCAAAACGGCCCAGAACUAGAUAUCCAUAAUACUAUCUCCAUACCUUUUGAGUCGAUGACUGGGGUUACCGAGCAAUGUAAGCAGGUGGGGCUGACCCUGUCGACCUUUGUUCACCUUGCUUGGGCUUUGGUACUAUCUUAUGUCACGGUUAUGGACGAAACUUUCUUUGGGUACAUAAUAUCCGGUAGAGACGUUCCUGUGGAGGGUAUUGGCAGGAUCUUCGGGCCCAUGGCCAAUAUACUCAUUAACCACGCCGAUCUAGGCGAAUCUCUUGAAGCAGAUGCAGCCUUGAUAGCAAGAAAUCUCAAGAGCCACCGCCGCCAUCAACAGACUUCUUUGGCGGAGAUCCAUCACGACCUGGGGAAUAAAGAUGAGCGACGACAACUGUUCAACACCAUCGUAUCAUUGCUUCGGAGCAAUCUAUUGUGUGUCAAACGGUUGUACUUUGCGAAGUACCAUCAGUCACGACGAGGUGCAAAAGGCCGGUACGAUACUGAUAUGAGCGAUUCAGUCCUUUUUGUCUGCAGGGCCCGUUUUUGCGUCCGCAGCACGAGCGCUAUGAUCGAUUCCAGCGAAUCAGAGGCGUCAGUCAGACCCCAGGACAGAUUCUUCCGCUACGUGACUGGUAAAGACAGAAGAGCCACUUCCAAUUUCUGGAAGAGUCAGCUUGCCGGGCUUGAUCCCUCUGACCCAACAACUCGAGACAGAUCUACCGCAGCAUUUGAGAGGGAUCAACAUAUGAAACUAGUGAUGCAGGACAUUGGCAACCACAGCGGCUUUAGUACUGAGGUUCCAGGCCGGGCAGCUUGGUCUAUGGUGCUUUCACAAGUCUUCGAUUCCGAAGAUGUUAUCUUUGUGGCAGUCAUUUCUCACCGUCGAGCGGACGACCUUCUGGGGAUCAAAAUCUUUCCGGGAGUCGAUACUUCAGUGGUCCCAAUCAGAGCAUAUUUGGACUGA
This is a messenger RNA of Fusarium oxysporum Fo47, 1446 nucleotides long. RefSeq lists its product as uncharacterized. NCBI's taxonomy places the organism in Eukaryota, Fungi, Ascomycota, Sordariomycetes, Hypocreales, Nectriaceae. The transcript has 3 exons. Gene Ontology annotation, cellular component: cytoplasm. The record is from RefSeq and is a predicted model, not a curated record. Gene Ontology annotation, molecular function: catalytic activity; phosphopantetheine binding. Gene Ontology annotation, biological process: amino acid activation for nonribosomal peptide biosynthetic process; secondary metabolite biosynthetic process. The coding region runs from base 1 to 1446 and encodes 481 amino acids.